Molecule: messenger RNA, 1203 nt
Organism: Anoplopoma fimbria (sablefish)
Lineage: Eukaryota; Metazoa; Chordata; Actinopteri; Perciformes; Anoplopomatidae
Gene: nr2e1
Product: nuclear receptor subfamily 2, group E, member 1
Exons: 10
Coding region: 1-1203 (400 amino acids)
Biological process (GO): anatomical structure development; cell differentiation; negative regulation of transcription by RNA polymerase II
Molecular function (GO): nuclear receptor activity; zinc ion binding; RNA polymerase II cis-regulatory region sequence-specific DNA binding
Source: RefSeq, a predicted model, not a curated record
AUGAUGAGCAAACCCGCCGGCUCAACAAGUGGCUGUCUGGAUAUUCUGAAUGUCAAAUCAAGUCGGAUUCUGGACAUCCCAUGCAAAGUGUGUGGAGACCGCAGCUCGGGGAAACACUACGGUGUUUACGCCUGCGACGGCUGCUCGGGAUUCUUCAAGAGGAGCAUCCGCAGAAACAGGACGUACGUCUGUAAAUCUGGCUCUCAGGGUGGCUGUCCCGUGGACAAAACUCACAGGAACCAGUGCCGAGCGUGCCGUUUGAAAAAGUGUCUAGAAGUGAACAUGAAUAAAGACGCCGUCCAGCACGAGAGGGGUCCCCGGACGUCCACCAUCCGCAAACAAGUCGCCCUCUAUUUCCGAGGCCACAAAGAGGUCAAUGGGUCGUCGACCCAUUUCCCGGGAUCCUCUCUGGCCGGCCCUCCCUUCUUCACCACGGUGACGCAACUGGAGCCUCACAACCUGGAGAUGAGCGCAGUGGCCACCACACCGGAGAGACAGGCCAUCGUGGGUCUGGCACAGCCAACCCCGAAGUAUCCCCAUGAAGUCAGCGGCACUCCCAUGUACCUCUACGAGGUGGCGACCGAGUCUGUGUGCGAGUCCGCGGCGCGCCUCCUCUUCAUGAGCAUCAAGUGGGCCAAGAGUGUCCCCGCAUUCUCCACCCUCCCUUUAUCCGACCAGCUGAUUCUGUUGGAGGACGCUUGGAGGGAGCUGUUUGUUCUGGGCAUUGCGCAAUGGGCCAUCCCGGUGGACUCUUCUACUCUUCUUGCUGUUUCUGGAAUGAACACCGAAAACACAGAGUCUCAGCGGAUGAAUAAGAUCAUGUCUGAGAUACAAGCACUUCAGGAGGUGGUCACCAGAUUCAGACAGAUGCGUCUCGAUGCAACAGAGUUCGCCUGUUUGAAAUGUAUCGUGACAUUUAAAGCCGUUCCGACGCAUGGCAACACUGAGUUAAGAGGUUUCCGCAACGCCAGCGCCAUUGCUGCACUACAAAACAACAGUUACAUUCAUUCACUCACUCUCAACAGUUACAUACACACCAGAUACCCGACUCAGCCGUGUCGCUUCGGAAAGCUGCUCCUGCUCCUGCCGGCGCUCCGCUCGGUGGGCCCGUCCACCAUAGAGGAGGUGUUCUUCAAGAAGACCAUCGGCAACGUGCCCAUCACCAGGCUCCUCUCCGACAUGUACAAGUCCAGCGAUAUAUGA